Molecule: messenger RNA, 894 nt
Organism: Plasmodium coatneyi
Lineage: Eukaryota; Apicomplexa; Aconoidasida; Haemosporida; Plasmodiidae
Exons: 1
Coding region: 1-894 (297 amino acids)
Source: RefSeq, a predicted model, not a curated record
AUGGGUAACGCGGAGUUGGUAGACGCAGGGUGCUUCAUCACCCAGAUGAAUGAGUUGCUACUAAUAGACCCCCUAUACAUAAAUUGCACCAUGACAAACUACUGCAAUAGCUACAUAAGUGGGAAAGAGAACCUGCUACCCAGGGAAAAGCUAAAUGGGAUUUAUUUUAAAAACGCAAAGCCGGGGUUAUGGUCUUCCUUUGCUAUUCGUGAGAACAGCCAGGCGUGUUUGAAGAAGACAGCCAUGCAGGAAACCGAGACCGACGCAGAAAAUAGGAACAACAAUAAUUCGUACAAUAAUGUGAGAAACGAAAUGGUCCUCUCAUUCAUAUGUUUUAAUAACACGGAAUACAUGCACGAGUAUUUAACGGUGGAAAAGGUGGAUAAGUUAAAAUGGGAAAAAUUGGAGCGAAAUGAAGGGCACCCAGGGGGUGGUCAAACGGGCAGGUUUAAUAGCACUGUAAAUACGGACAGCAAAAAUGAGAAGAUGGGAAAUUUGCAUAACAAUAAGAAUGAACUUCUCCCACUGGAAAAUUAUUUCACAAACGUUUUAACCGUCGAAAGUGGACAGGUUGGUCUAUUUUGCAUGGAGUCCAUAAAGCACAGCGCUGACCUGCUCUUUCAAAAACACGGAAUGAACAACAUUAGCAGUAGGGAACAGCUGGACAAUUUAUUCAACCAAAACAUGAAUGACCUUUAUCCUUGGUUCGAUAAAAUUUGUAAUUUAACCAUGUCCUCCUCAGUCGCUGUGAUUGACUUUAUGGAUAUGCCCAUUGGGUCUGUUUGCCUGUCCAGUUCGGACUGCGUUGUGAACUAUUUGUGCGAAGUGGUACGUGAUGAAGUCACGGACGAGGUGUGGGCCAUUCGAGUUAACUUCCUGGAGCCUCUGAAGUGA